Molecule: messenger RNA, 1196 nt
Organism: Engraulis encrasicolus (European anchovy)
Lineage: Eukaryota; Metazoa; Chordata; Actinopteri; Clupeiformes; Engraulidae
Product: SH2 domain-containing adapter protein F-like
Exons: 6
Coding region: 1-1113 (370 amino acids)
Molecular function (GO): phosphotyrosine residue binding
Source: RefSeq, a predicted model, not a curated record
AUGAUUGUAGAGGACUAUGCGGAUCCAUUUGACGCGGAGCAGGGGGGAGGGACACCGGCCAUCGUCACCAUGGCAGCAGAGAAGGUGACGACAGAGAACGACGGCUACAUGGAACCCUAUGAGGCCCAGAAAAUGAUGGCAGAGAUCCGAGGUAGUCGUGGUGGUGGCCUUUCCAAAGAUGGCCCCAUGAAGCAGCUGCCGCUCUACGACACGCCCUACGAGCCGAACGAGAACGGCGGCAACGGCUGCGGCACUGACCCCCUCUCGGACCCGGAGCCGGGGGGCCGGUGCCCGUCGCGAGAGAGGGAUAGAGAGAGGGAUAGGGAGAGAGAGAGCCGGCUUCCACAAGAUGAUGAGAGGCCUCCAGAGGAAUACGAUCAGCCGUGGGAAUGGAAGAAGGAGAGGAUAUCCAAAGCAUUUGCAGCUCUCCUGUGUUAUGGCUGUGCUAGCCCAGAGGGGUCAAUAGGAGGAGGACGAGGCACCACCGACCCCCCCAACCCAACCCCCCACCCCCACCCCCCCAGGAGUAAGGAGCCUCGCUCCACAUCCACCACCGGCCCCAAAGUCCAGUUUGAGAGUGUGACGGAUAAUAAGUGUCGGAUGUCCCCGACCAAGGAGGCAGGAGGAGGGGGGGGCAACAAGACGCGACCCCCCCAGCGGCACUCCAGCGGCUGCCUGGUCAACACCAAGAUGAGCUCGCUGGACCACACACACACACACUCCAACUCUUCCUCCUCCUCCUCGUCUUCAUCAUCCUCAUCCAUGGGGGAGCGCAUAGACCCAGCUACGCCACUGGAGAGUCAGAUUUGGUACCACGGGGCCAUCAGUAGGACGGAUGCGGAGGCCCUGUUGCGGCUGUGUAAAGAGGCCAGCUACCUGGUGCGGAACAGCGAGACCAGCAAGAACGACUACUCCCUAUCGCUCAAGAGCAGUCAGGGCUUCAUGCAUAUGAAGUUGUCCCGGACCAAAGAGAGCAAGUACGUGUUGGGCCAGAACAGCGGUCCGUUCGACAGCGUGCCGGAGAUCAUCCACUUCUACACCAACCGCAAGCUGCCCAUCAAGGGGGCCGAACACAUGUCACUACUCUACCCAGUGGCCAUCAGGACUCUAUAGAGAGAGGAGACACACGCGCGCACACACACACACACACACACACACACACACACACACACACACACACACACACACACACACAC